UAAUACUAAGGGACAAUUGUAUAAAUGCUUUUUUGUAUAUGGACUAACAACACUUUGCACAGAUAAAGGAGCCUCUUCCUGUCCUCCUACAUACUGACUCUUCUUUCUCUCCUCCAGGAAGUGUGGCUGCCAUGCUAGGGGUAAACCACACUUUCAUGCCUCAGUUUAUCCUCAUUGGGUUCUCUGCCUUCCCCCACCUUCAGCUGAUGUUCUUCCUGCUGUUCCUGCUGAUGUACCUGUUCACCCUGCUGGGAAACCUGCUCAUCAUGACCACCAUCUGGAGCGAGCGCAGCCUCCACACACCCAUGUACCUCUUCCUGUGUGCCCUCUCCAUCUCUGAGAUCCUCUACACCUUCGUCAUCAUCCCACGCAUGCUGGCUGACCUGCUCUCCACCCACCACUCCAUCACCUUUGUUGCAUGUGGCAACCAAAUGUUCUUCUCAUUCACAUUUGGCUUCACCCACUCCUUCCUGCUCACUGUCAUGGGCUAUGACCGCUAUGUGGCCAUCUGUCACCCCCUGCGCUACAAUGUGCUCAUGAGCCCCCAUGGCUGUGCCUGCCUGGUGGCCUGGUCCUGGAUUGGUGGAUCAGUCAUGGGGAUGGUGGUGACAACAGCAGUUUUCCAGCUCACCUUCUGUGGUCCCAAUGAGAUCCGCCAUUUUUUUUGCCAUGUGCCACCCCUGUUAAAGUUGGCCUGUGGAGAGAAUGUACCAGUGGUGGCCAAGUGUGUGGGCUUGGUGUGUAUCACAGUCCUACUGGGCUGCUGUCUCCUCAUCCUCCUCUCCUACGCCUUCAUUGUGUCUACCAUCUUGAGGAUCCCAUCAGCUGAGGGCCAGCACAAAGCCUUCUCCACAUGUGCGUCCCACCUCACGGUGGUGGUUGUGCACUAUGGCUUUGCCUCUGUCAUCUACCUCAAGCCCAAGGGCCCUCAGUCUCUGGAAGGAGACACCUUGAUGGGCAUCACCUACACGGUCCUCACACCCUUCCUCAGCCCCAUCAUCUUCAGCCUCAGGAACAAGGAGCUGAAGGUAGCUAUGAAGAAGACCUUCCUCAGCAAACUUUCUCUCCAGAACUCUUGAAGAAGUUGACUUUCUGACAGGGAUUGUGUUGAAGACAAGUUCACUCUUUCAUCUUUCUUCCUCACUUUGUCCUGUCUGUCUGUCUGGCUCUGUUUCUCUCUUUGUCUCUGUCUCUCUAUCUCUCUGUCUGUCCCCCCUCUCUGUCUCUUUCUCUGCCUAUUCCUGCCUUCUUCCUUUCUUCCUUGUUAAUAGGCUACUCAUCACUCAAACUUUUGAGUAUUUAUCAUUCACUUAGUAUGAUCUUUUCUGAAUCUUUAUUGAGAUACAAUUCA
Messenger RNA from Heterocephalus glaber (naked mole-rat), 1351 nucleotides. The record is from RefSeq and is a predicted model, not a curated record. NCBI's taxonomy places the organism in Eukaryota, Metazoa, Chordata, Mammalia, Rodentia, Bathyergidae.